Molecule: messenger RNA, 562 nt
Organism: Populus euphratica (Euphrates poplar)
Lineage: Eukaryota; Viridiplantae; Streptophyta; Magnoliopsida; Malpighiales; Salicaceae
Product: putative ATP-dependent RNA helicase DHX33
Exons: 3
Coding region: 118-453 (111 amino acids)
Source: RefSeq, a predicted model, not a curated record
ACUUUGAUUAAUGUUUAUCGCGCUGCUGAUGAACUUUUACAGAAGAGAGGGAUGGAACUUGGUAUAGAAAAAAAUGAGAAAAAUAUUAAAGAAAAAAAAUGAAAAGAUACUGAGAAAAUGGUGCAAGGAAAAUUUAGUCGCUCACUGAGGCAUGCUUGUGACAUUCACAGUCAAAUUAGAGGGCAUGUUGAACAGAUGGGUCUUCCUAUUUCUUCUUGUGGAGAUGACACUCUACAAUUCCGUAGAUGCCUUGCUGCUUCAUUUUUCCUUAAUGCAGCUUUGAAGCAACCCGAGGGAAGAUGCAGGGCUUUAACAAGUGGUCAAGUAGUGCAGAUCCACCCUACUUCUGUGUUGCACCAAUCAAAGGUGAAGUGUGUAAUUUUUGAUGAACUAGUCCAAGCAAGUCAGAAGUACAUUCGCAACAUAACUAUAAUUGAUUGUGUGGUUGACUGAGCUUGCUUCUCGCUAUUAUGCAAUGCAGGGUUGAAGUUUUGGUAUGAACUCUAUCAACUAAUAUUUUGCUUACCUUUUCAUCUUGUUUUAUUCGUUCUUUUUUUUAAAU